This is a messenger RNA of Coffea eugenioides, 2031 nucleotides long. RefSeq lists its product as uncharacterized. Lineage: Eukaryota; Viridiplantae; Streptophyta; Magnoliopsida; Gentianales; Rubiaceae. The transcript has a single exon. Gene Ontology annotation, biological process: proteolysis. The coding region runs from base 1 to 2031 and encodes 676 amino acids. The record is from RefSeq and is a predicted model, not a curated record. Gene Ontology annotation, molecular function: aspartic-type endopeptidase activity; zinc ion binding; nucleic acid binding.
AUGAUUAAGUUAUUUUACUCUCUUGGUGCAGAUAUCAAUCUCAAACAACCAUUUAUCAGUUCCCUUCCCAAGCCACUUACAGAUGGUGCAGAACUGUAUAUCCAUAAUAAGUAUGGAUCAGUUUUAAAUCUCACCAUUGGCCAAAUCAAACAAGCAGUUUUCCUAUCUCUUGAUGACCUUUGUCAUAAGAGGAAAGUUAUUCGAGAAUAUCUAAAAGGAGAUGUUUGUUUGGACCAAGCCUGCAAAAAGCCAGAGCUAAUAACCAAGGGAAAGUGCCAAGCCUGUACUCCAUCCCAGAGAAGAAAAGGAUCCAGAAGAUUCAAAAGGUUCAAAAGCUUUACCAAGGCCUAUAAGAAUUUUCCAAGAAAAUCCUUCAGAAAGAAAUGGAGGUAUUUUAGACGAAAGUCUAAAAGGUUCAGAGGCACAAAAGGCAACAAAUGUUUUAUCUGUGGAAAGCCUGGACAUUUUGCAAAAAAUUGUCCUCAAAAUCAGAAGGGAGUAAAAUUAAUUUCAGAAAUUCAAAAUGAGCUUCAUUUUUCCAUAACUGAUUUAGAAUCUGAAUUUUCUGAACAAGAGGAGCCUACUGACACUACUCUAUUGGCUUUACAGGUCCCCGAAGAUAUUUUAAGUAUUGGGCCUAUUGCUAUGACAAAUAAAGAGGACAAAGAAGAGGAAGUUUAUCCACAAACUCUUAUUCAUAUCUUGUUGGAUAAAUAUUCUAAACCUAUACCUCUUAUUGCAUUUUUUGAUACAGGUGCCCAUACUUCCAUCAUAAGGAAGGAUAUCCUACCAGACUCAUAUUGGAUUCCUAAAGCGAAUAAGUUUAGAGGAGCUGAUGGAAAUCUUUUUGAAACAAGAUUUGUCACAAAAAAUCCCAUCACUCUCAAACUUCUCCCUGAUUGCUGUGUUAGUUCAAAAUUUCUGGGAGCAAACUUUACCGGUAAGGACUUGUUGUUAGGAUUUGAUCUUUACAGGCAAAAUAAAUAUCUUAUUACAGGGAAUGGGAUAAAAUCAAAAAAGUUUUUUAAACCUUUCAUUGAAAUCCCAAAGCUGUAUUUGAUACAAGACGAAAGUGUUCAACAAGAUCAACUCCAGCAGUUUCAAAAGCAGAUUAUUCAAGAAUCAUGCUCAACAAAUCAUCAAGAGUUUUUACCAAAGUGUGAUCAUCCUUUGUGGGAAAAUUCUGAGUUUUUUAUCCGACUUCAUUUUAAGAAAAAUGAGGAUAUCAAUCCCACAAAAGCUAGUCAUUCUGGAAUGAAUCCCAAUGACACAAAGCUUGCAGAACAGGAAUGCCAAGAACUUUUAAAGUUUGGGCUCAUUGAGAUUUCUCAUUCUCAAUGGGCCUGCCAGGCAUUUUAUGUUAACAAAAGAUCUGAGCAGGUCAGAGGGAAAAUGAGAUUGGUAAUCAAUUACCAGCCUCUUAAUAUUUUCCUGCUUGAUGAUAAGUUUCCAAUACCCAACAGAUUUACUAUUUUUUCCCAGAUAUCCAAGGCCAACUGGUUUUCUAAAUUUGAUUUAAAAUCUGGAUUUUGGCAGUUGGGAAUUCAUCCUGAGGAUAGGCAUAAAACUGGAUUUUGUAUCCCAAAUCAUCAUUUCCAAUGGAAGGUGAUGCCUUUUGGUUUAAAAACUGCACCUUCUCUCUUUCAAAAAGCGAUGAUCAGGAUAUUUCAGCCUAUCUUACAUUCCGCACUUGUUUACAUUGAUGAUAUUCUUCUUUUCAGUAAUACUUUUGAAGAACAUCUUGAGUUGCUUAAAGAUUUUCAUCAUCUUGUUAAGCAAUACGGAAUAAUGCUUUCUGAAAAGAAAAUGUUUUUAGCUCAGCAAGAAAUUUCAUUUCUCGGAAUGAAAAUUACUCAAGGAAAAUGUACUCCUGAACAGCAUGUUGGACAAUCCAUUAAAGAUUUCCCUGAAGACAAUCUUUCAAAAACUCAGGUCCAACAAUUCCUUGGUGUUGUUAACUAUGUCCGGGAAUUUCUUCCCAAAGUUUACCGCACUAGCGAGUCCCACGUCCAUAAUACACUUCAAACUUAA